AUGAUCGAUGAAAACCCGUUAAAUUACUAUAAAUACAUCAUGGCAACAUGUCGAUCGUCGUCGUCGUCCUCAUCGUUUAAAGCCGUCAAAAUUCACUCACACACGAACCUCAAACUUGGUAAUAGCAGCUUGCAGCAUUCAACAAAUCAUUCAUCGAAAUUGCACGACGAUCACUCACUACAUUUCAAUAGUAGUAAGAAGAAAAAGAAGAGUAGUAGUGGAACCGGUUCCGGUUCGAUUCAUACCGGUAAUUUAAAUACAAGUGUACAAGACAAAUCGAGUGGAAAUAUGUUUCCAGGACGUAAUAGUGGACAACAGGGUUCUUCACAGGUCGAUUUCAGCAUAAGUGAAUACUGUGAACGAUUGAAGAAAGAAUUUAGUGUUAUGCAACAACAGUGUCAAAGUUUAAAAUUCGAAUGUGAAAAACUCGCUCAAGAGAAAAUCGAAGUUCAUCGACAAUAUGUUAUGUAUUAUGAAAUGUCUUAUGGACUGAAUGUUGAAAUGCAUCGACAAUCAGAAUUGGCGAAACGGUACUUAGCAAUAUGUCAUCAAAUCAUUCCAUGCCUAUCUCAAGAACAACAAAAUCAAGUAGCUGCAACACUUGAACGAGCGAAACAAGUGACAGUUGGUGAAUUGAAUGCUAUUAUUGGGCAACAGAUGCACGCUCAAGGCGCAGGCUUUCCUCACGGACACUCCCAAGCACCUCACUUAGCGGCGUUAUCAGCGGCACAUGCAGGAUCACCAUUUGGUUUACCUGGUGCUGGAGGCCUGCCGCCUGGUCUCUUAGCUUUACAAGGAGUUGCUGCAGCAGCUCAACAAGCUUUUCUCAAAGAUGAAAAAGAUAACCUUGAACGUGCAGAAAAAGCUGCAGCUGCAGCAGCAGCCUCAUCGCAUAAACGAAGUGCAAAUUCUCCACAUCAGAUCAAUGACAAAUAUCGAGGUCAUAGUCGUUCACCAUUGGAUACACAUGAAUCGAAAAAGAUGAAACGGGACGAGGAAAGUGACGGAGACAGAAGUGAUGGAGAUUUAGUCGUGGAUGAUACGAACGAGAAUGAUAAGCAAAUGACGAAUGGUUCUCGUUCACCACAUGAAAAUGGUAAUUCAUCCAAGCUCAGCUCGGCUUUACGUCAUAAACAAUCAAAUAACGAUGAUAGUAGUCGAAGUCCCCAUAGUGAUAAUGGUUCAACACGGAGCACGCCUUCACAAAAGGGUAGUGAAAAAAGUGGAUCAGCACCUGUUACAACAGGAGCAAACGCAUCGUCGAACAAAGGAAGCUCGCGUAGCAGCAGCAGUAAUAGUGGCGUCCGUCAUUCUCCGAAACUGCCUCUGUGUGUGUGUAUUCAACAGCUGCUAUCUUCGGGUCACAUGGUGCCUUCAUGCCGGAAAACUUGA
Molecule: messenger RNA, 1392 nt
Organism: Adineta ricciae
Lineage: Eukaryota; Metazoa; Rotifera; Eurotatoria; Adinetida; Adinetidae
Source: the annotation of a GenBank genome assembly